Molecule: messenger RNA, 1444 nt
Organism: Phycodurus eques (leafy seadragon)
Lineage: Eukaryota; Metazoa; Chordata; Actinopteri; Syngnathiformes; Syngnathidae
Product: SLA class II histocompatibility antigen, DQ haplotype D alpha chain-like
Exons: 4
Coding region: 335-1030 (231 amino acids)
Biological process (GO): peptide antigen assembly with MHC class II protein complex; positive regulation of T cell activation; immunoglobulin production involved in immunoglobulin-mediated immune response
Cellular component (GO): MHC class II protein complex
Molecular function (GO): MHC class II protein complex binding
Source: RefSeq, a predicted model, not a curated record
UUCGCUGCAUUUCUGCUUGACGGGCGAGACAGGAAAUGCGGCAGCCCAGCUUUGCGGCGCCUCGAGAUUGCGCAAUCCCUCCCGUCACGCUGGCCGAUCCAGUUUGCAAAAAAAACAGAUAAGCAGCUCGUAAAACCUGAUUCACAAAGCGUCAUCGUGGGGAAGUAGUUGUGGAUUUCAAGGUCUUUCCGUAUAUUUCAGCGGCGACUGAUCGUUGAAGAUUUCUGAGCGCUUAUUUUGUUUCCACGCUGACGAUUAUUUGCCGUUGAACUAUGAAGCUGUCCACUUGCAUCGUCCUGAUGCUCAACUGCCUCGGCACUCGUUCGCAAGCGCGAUGAUUUGUUGUCUUUCAGUGCUCCACAAAAGCUGCAUCCUCCUGUCUUGUUCCGCCGAGACAACUUCUGAAGUGGGGACAGUCAACGGCAAUGAGGUCACAUAUGUGGAUUACACCCAGAAAAAGUUCGUGUUCACGAUGCCCAAAUUUAUUAUUUUCGAUCCAGCCUCGGUGUUUCUGCAUUUGUUUUCCCCAAAAAGCUUACAGAGAAACACCCGAGACUGCCGGGCGGGUUUGGCGUUUGCAGAGCAAAACAUCAAAUAUCCAGCAAACAUAGAAGACCCCCCAGAGAGUGUCCUCUACCCGGCAGACCAGCUUCAGCCUGGUCAAGAAACAAACACCUUGAUUUGCUUCAUGGAUCAUUUCUUCCCACCCGACAUCCGAGUUCACUGGAGCAAAAAUGGCGUCGCGCUGUCGGAGGAGGGCUCGCUCCGUCGUUACUACCACAACGAGGAUCUCACCUUCCGCACGAUAGCAACGCUGACUUUCACACCAAAGGAAGGCGACGUUUACGGCUGCACCGUGGAGCACUCGGCCCUGGACAAGCCAAAAACAAUUUUCUUGGAGGUGGAGUUCAGUCAUCCCGGCGUCGGGCCGGACGUCUUCUGCGGCGUGGGCCUGAGCGUGGCGUUGCUCGGAGUCGCGUCUGGAGUUUUUCUGGGAGUCAAAGGACGAUACGCAACAUCUCUUUUGUGAUUUUAUUGGAUGUAUUUCGAAUCAGAGGUCGCCGGUUUUGUGACGUGCGACUUGCUUGCCAAAUCCUUCAGAAAGACUUGACUUGAUGUUUCACAAAGAAGCGGCGUGUUUCAGCUUGUGUGCACCCACGGGUAUGUGACUUGACGUGUAAAAAAAAAAAUAAAUAAGAAGAAGAAGAAUAAAUUGUCGAGAAUUGAACCAUAUGAAAACUAGAGCAUACGAAAACCAAGUUUCCACUGCGCAGUUUAAGUGGCAUGGAAGAGCGCUCCCCAUUUUGAAGGCGUGGGCAGAUUCGCCAGACGUGCCAGCACCCUAGAUAUGAAGUCUGUGUUUUUCCACACACCUGACAAAGAAACAGGAAAUUGAUAAGCAAAGACGUAGAGGAACAGAAAAAGGGAAGGAGAGCACAAAGGU